UUCUAUGACCGACGCUUGCGCUGUAUUGUUCUUUCUGUGAAAGCACAGUUCUUUCACUCAUAAAGUUUUGCUUUGAACAAUUGUGUAUUUUCAAAGCAGGUUGUUGAAAUAUUUGUAUUUUAUGUGAAAUAUAAUUUAAAUAUUGUAUAUUAGAGUUAAAUAAACAGUAUUGAUUAUUAAUAGCAGUUUGCUAAAAGGAAUAUUGAAGUAGUUUUAUUCGUAUUCCUGCUUCAUGUUCCAUCAUGAGUGACUAUUCAGCGGUUGCUCCGCCUCAAAAUUUUAGUCAAAGCUCCGCAUUUGCGGCAGCUUUGCAACGUGCAAAACAAAUAGCAGCAAAGAUUAACCCAGCUGGUGCUCAAAAUAAUCAGGAUGCUAAAUUAAAACGUCCCCUUGAAGAUGGAUCAGAACCCGAGGCAAAAAAAAUGGCAUCAUUAGUGUCAGAUCCAUUAAUAGGACUUCGUGGCCCAGCAGGAAGUAAUUCUUUAGGGGAAUCAAUUAAUCCAACUGGACGAUCAGGACAAGCAGGAUCUUCAUCAGGACCAAUAGGAAAUGUAGGUGGUAUCUGUAAUGAAGAUAUCAGAGUUCCAGAUAACAUGGUUGGUCUGAUAAUUGGCAGAGGUGGAGAACAGAUAACAAGAUUGCAAAGUGAAACAGGAUGUAAAAUACAAAUGGCAUCAGAAAGUGGGCUACCUGAACGUGUUUGCACAUUAACUGGUUCACGAGAAGCUGUCAAUCGAGCUAAAGAAUUGGUAUUAUCAAUUGUAAAUCAAAGAAGUAGAACUGAAGGAAUCGGCGAUAUGAGUGGAAGUAGUGGAGGAAUGAUGGGUCAUCCAGGAUUUGUUGAAAUAAUGAUUCCUGGACCAAAAGUUGGCUUAAUUAUUGGAAAAGGAGGAGAAACAAUAAAACAACUUCAAGAGAAAUCUGGAGCAAAAAUGGUUGUUAUACAAGAAGGCCCUUCACAAGAACAAGAAAAACCUUUAAGGAUAACUGGUGAUCCUCAAAAGGUUGAAUAUGCUAAACAAUUAGUAUAUGAAUUAAUAGCUGAAAAAGAAAUGCAAAUGUUUCAUAGAGGUUCAAGAGGGAGUGACAGGAGUGGAAAUUACUCAAAUGAUAGUAAUUUUAAUCAUGGUUCUGGAACCACUGAUGGAGUAGAGGUACUUGUUCCAAGAGCUGCUGUAGGUGUUGUUAUUGGUAAGGGAGGAGAUAUGAUUAAAAAAAUACAAGCAGAAACUGGAGCAAGAGUUCAAUUCCAACAAGGACGAGAAGAUGGUCCUGGGGAUAGAAAAUGUAUAGUAUCUGGAAAGCAUCAAGCUGUAGAACAAGUGCGUCAACGUAUUCAAGAACUUAUUGAUAGUGUAAUGAGAAGAGAUGAUGGUAGAAGUAAUAUGGGAGCUAGAAGUGGUCCAAGAGGCAAUGGAUUUAGCAAUAAUCGAAAUCCAAAUGAAUAUGGUGGAUGGGAUAGACGUCAAGGAGGUCCUAUGCAAGAUAAAAUAGAAACGACAUUCACUGUUCCAUCUUCAAAAUGUGGUAUCAUUAUUGGAAAAGGUGGUGAAACCAUUAAACAAAUAAAUCAGCAAACUGGAGCACAUUGUGAAUUAGAUAGAAGAAAUCAAAGUAAUGAAAAUGAGAAAAUUUUCAUAAUUCGUGGAAAUCCCGAACAAGUGGAACAUGCAAAAAGAAUAUUUAGUGAAAAAUUAGGCAUGGCUCCAGCUAAUACUUCAUUUACUGGUACACAAGGAGCAAUUGGAUAUAAUCCAACAUGGAAUGCAGGAACAGCUUAUCAAGCCUGGCCAAGUCAACCUCAAUCUACUGAUACAAAUACUGCAAGUCAAACACCUGUUCAAGUAAAUCCACAAACGGGACAACCAGAUUAUAGUGCACAAUGGGCAGAAUAUUAUCGAUCAUUAGGUAUGCAUAGAGAAGCAGAUAUGAUCGAACAACAAGCAAAACAAGGAAAACAAGAUCACAAUCAACAAUCAGGAAAUACACAGAAUCAAUCUAAUACAUCAACACCUAAUGCUGCUGGAUCUACUCAACAACAACAACAACAAACACAACAACAACAACAACAGACAGGAGCAACACAGAAUGGCGGUCAAGCCGAUUAUAGUGCACAAUGGGCAGAGUAUUAUAGAAGUAUUGGUAAAAUAAAAGAAGCAGAAGCCAUAGAAGCUCAAAUGAAAGCAGGCAAGUUGGGAAUACAAAACAAUCAAAUUGCUCAACAACAAAUACAACAAAGUAUACAAGGUCAAUCCGGUCCAACAAGUGGGACUCCUAAUACAUUUCCACAAACUUAUGGUAGUUAUCCAACAAUAAAUGCUAGUUCAACUCCUACGGGUUAUUAUGCAGCAGGAGCUGGAUCUACCACACAACCACAAACCGGUCAACAAAAUCCGUCUUUCCCAACGGGCUAUCAGAACUAUCCUUAUUCACAAACGAAUACAGAAAGUUAAACUUCCAUCAGGAAAAAUAUUAGCUAUAGUUUUCAGAUAGUUUCCCAUCGGGAUGCGGUUAAUGCCUGCUGUAACUUCAUAUACUGUUUACAAUAAAAUUACAAUAGUUGAUCGCUUCGCAAAAUCCAUAAACUUUUGAAAAAUGCCACUAGAACCAACUAUGUUCUAUUUAUACUAUAAUAUUUUGUGUUUUUUAUAUACAUAGAUAUACAUAUUGUAGGAUACUCAUGGUUUUAAUUUUAAGUAACGUGAAAUGCCAGAAAUUUAACACAUUAUAAUAUGAUAUUAACAUGAUGUCUACUUGUGUUCUACUUAUACUAUUGUAUGUAUUUUUGUUCCAUAACACCUGAUUGUAACAUAAAUUCAAACUGGCAGGUGAAGCAGCAGGUCAGAAACAGGAACGGGGAAUCUGCAACAAUAUACCCAUAUUAUGCUUCCCAUUUAUCGUUAAAAAUACUAAAAAUUAUCUUUACCAAUGUAUUCAUAAGAAAAACAUUUAGAUACUUAUUUCAAUAUGUCAUUAUUUAUGUUUCACUGGUUCAUUCAUGAAACAUUUAUCUUUAGUGGAUUAGGAAAAUUAUAAGUAUAAUGGCUGUAAAGACAGCUAAAAUUCGUUUCUAUUGUUUAUGAAUUGUUUUAUCUAUUAUGUAUGCAAGAGAAUAUGAUAUAUAUAUAUAUAUAUGAUGGUCUACGUACACAUAUACACUAUUAUAACAAUACUAAAUACAAUUUUACCUUGGUUCCUUUGCUUUUUCUUGUCAAAUACCACUACUAUUUUAGAUUCUUGGAGCUGCCAGUUGUAGGAAUGUUCUACGAUAAAUUUCAUCAAGGGGAACUACUAUUUUAAAUCUUUCAUUCAGCAUUCUAUGUGUUUAUAUUCAAAGGAAUCAGGACCCGCUAAACUGGAGAAUAAUGGAAUAAUGGAUGGCAUAUCAAAUUAUUGUUUGUUAUAUACAACUUAUAAAAUCAUAUAUAUUAUUUACUAAUUUUAUCAAAUGGUUAUUCACACGAAUGUAUUAAUUAUCGUAAAUAAUUGUCAACAAAUUUUACUAGUCAUAUGUAAAACCUCCAAAUCAUUUAAAUUUUAUCAAAAUU
Apis dorsata (giant honeybee) is the source of this 3548-nucleotide messenger RNA. RefSeq names its product far upstream element-binding protein 3 (gene Psi). The transcript is spliced from 14 exons. Gene Ontology annotation, cellular component: nucleus; cytoplasm. Gene Ontology annotation, molecular function: mRNA binding. The coding region runs from base 243 to 2453 and encodes 736 amino acids. NCBI's taxonomy places the organism in Eukaryota, Metazoa, Arthropoda, Insecta, Hymenoptera, Apidae. The record is from RefSeq and is a predicted model, not a curated record. Gene Ontology annotation, biological process: regulation of DNA-templated transcription.